Marchantia polymorpha subsp. ruderalis is the source of this 4300-nucleotide messenger RNA. The record is from the annotation of a GenBank genome assembly. Lineage: Eukaryota; Viridiplantae; Streptophyta; Marchantiopsida; Marchantiales; Marchantiaceae.
GAGAGAGGAGGCCAAGGAAAUAGAAGCGCGAUGAGCAUGGGCUUGACAGCACAGCGCACUGAGGAAGAGGGAGGUUGGGGUUGCGGAGCUGCAAGUCGAGGGUGAAAUGGAGACGAAGUGCGUAGAGCAACGAAUGGUCAAGACGCAGAGAGAAAGGCCGGAAUCAGGCACCAAAAGCGGCACCGGGUUUUCGAGGGGUGGGGUGCUGUAAGUCAAGUAACUCUUGUGCCAGAUGUCUGCGCGCAAUGCACGCGCCUAGCAAUCGCUCGCAGUGAGAGCGAGACAGAGGCUCCGAGAGAGGAGAGGAAAGUACUAGGGAUCCAACGCGAAGCAAAGCGAGCAAGCAAGGAGAAAGAGAGAGAGAGAGAGAGAGAGAGAUUUGUCUCUGGCUCUCCCCUGCUUUAGUGAAGGCGAGGCAAGGCCAGGUAAGGGAGUCUCGAGCAAGGGAGGCAGGCUAGCCGUCAAUCAGUCCUGCCCAGGGACUCCAGCCCCAGUCAGUCACUCCGUCCGUCAGCUCAUUCAUUUGCGCUCGAGGUGUGGCAUUGCCCCAUCUUCACCGUAGCCCACCCAAAUCUCGGGCAAGGCAAGGCAUGCAAGGCAGGCAAGCAGGCAGGCAGGGCCAGGCAAGGCAAGCAGACAGUCUGCCGUGAGGAGGAUUUCAAAGGGGAAGUGAAGGAGGACGGGGAUUGGAAUAGGAUCCGAUUGGGAGGAUUUCCUCAGCUAGCUAGCUGCACUACUUACUUACUACUUACUGGGGUCUGGUGGGUGUGUGUGUUGUGUGUGGUUACAAAGCUUCGGUGGGGAUUUGGGCACAUUCUGGUUUUCCGGCUGGCUGAUGAUGCCGUGCUAUUGCUGGCGGUGGGGCGAAUAGAAGUAUUUGGAAAGAGGCCAGCAGCCUGACGGGAUUCUGAGUUCUUUCUUAGCGAAAGCGGAGGAGAUUUGAGUCGCAGGAAUGGAACAUCGGGCUCAGGAUAAAAGUUUGUGCGGAAGGCUGGUGAAGGUUUUUGCACUAGGAUUACAUGCGUCAUCAAAAUGGUCUCGAGUCUUCUCUUGCUACUCAACGAAAUCCUCUCAAUAAACACGAAAUGCAAGUUCUGCACUCAGAUUUCUACCCUCUUGAUAUCAGAUGUAUCAUCUCCAUAUCGUUCCAGAGCCCUAUACAUGUUGUACAGCAAGUGAUUUAAAAGGAAGUUACUUAGAAGCUGCUAUUUAUGGUGUGAAGCAAUUUCGCCUGCUGCUAGAGCAGAUGGAGACGUGAAAGGAGAAGAUCGGCGUCGAAGAUGUGGUUUGUCUCAGGAGGAUGCAGAUGCACUCAAAUGAGUGAGCUACUGUAAGAACGGCCUGUUUGUGAACCAUUUUGGCCUUGUAAAAGACAUACAGAGAGAAUGGGCAAGAACAUUCUUUGAGAUGUGGACUACGAUCCCCGAGGUCUUUCCCUUUUUCAAAAGGGAAAGAUCUAAGUCUCACGACAGAUUGGAUGCAUCAGCACCGCCGUCCCCGAGGCGUAAUCCUGCAUUGAGAAAGUCGACUCGUUCUCAACCGACGCUUCAUGUCACGAUGGACAAAUCUGCCUAUAGGCCAGGGGAUCUUGUUGUGGCGACAAUCGAUGUGCGGAACGAUGGGCCCACGGCAAUCAAGGCAGGAACUAAUGCUUCGAACAGGAGCUUAUUGGAUGCAGUUUUGAUGGAAGAUUUAUUGGUGGAGGUGAAAGGCAUUGAGAGGGUUGAUCCGCAAUGGCUUGUGACUCCCAAAGCACCUCCUGGUUCCAAGCAACGCAGAGGAGAGCGCACCAUAUUGGAAUCGUCAUCCACGUCGAUUAUCUCCAAUGUCAUGAUCGGCCUUGGUGAUAACAAAACUUAUAUGGUUAGGACUAUGCUCCCUAGAGUUCUUCCACCUUCAUACAGGGGCACUGCGGUGCGAUAUAUUUUUUUUAUCACCGUUAGCAUGCGGUGGUGCUACUCAGUAGUUGAAAAUGGGCAUGGUGGACACUCUCCUCAAAUGAGCAUGUCUCCAGUGGAGGUGCGAACUCCAUUUCAAAUUUGGACCCUUCCAAGUAGCAGUGGUCUUACCGCUGAUGAGUUGCAUUCUAAGGAUCACUAUGGUUUCUCGGGCAUUGUCCCUCCCUCAGCAAUUAAGGUGGAAAUUCAAUGGAGAGAGAAAGAUGAAUAUUCAUAUUGGGCUCAAGCAGCAGAUGCUUCAUAUUCGCUAGAUGAUGACAAAAUUAGCAAGCGGUCUGAAAGCUCAUCAAGUAGUCCUGUGAAAGGGAAUAUGGAACGUUCCUAUGAGGAUGGACUACUCAGUGCAUCUCCUGUUAUCACUCCAAGAGAACACAAUGGGCCCAAUGCAUCCUUAAGAAAGGCACUCUCACAUUCUGCACUACCAGCAGCCUACCUAUCUGAAAGACAAGAUGCACAGGAGGUAUUGUUGUCUAGUUCUUUCGAUAAAAGGCUAGGAAUUUGGGAUGGUGCCUCGGAAGGCUCAGGUUCAUUUGAAGCAGUAGCAAGGGGUAGAGACGGACUUUUAUCUGGUUAUGAAAACGGAAAUGAUCACGGAUAUGGUGGAGGAAGAGAGGACGAGAGAGGGCUUUCUCCACCGUCAUCUCCUUCAAUGAAGUACCUGCGAGGAAAAACUUACAAUAUCAGAAUCAAUGAUCAAGUUUUAGUUCGAUUUGGACCAAGAAAUCCUCAUUCUACUUAUUAUUUUGGGGAUACGGUUUCUGGAACACUCUCUUUCCUGCGUGAAGAAGGUGCAAGGCGUUGUUUGGAGGUCUCUGCUGUUCUGGAGACCCGAGAAAUUCUAAAUCCUUCGUAUCUACAUCCCUCUCGAAAAAACUCGUCAGUGAUCAGUAAGGUUCAAUCAGAGUAUUUUGAGACAGUUUGUGACAUGCUUAACUCGCAUUUUAUCUUUUCAGUCCCUUUGGACGGCCCUGCCUCAUUUAGCACUCCCUUGAUUUCCGUGCAAUGGAUCCUCCGCUUUGAGUUUGUGGCAUCUCCUCCUAAAGUGGACUGGAGUAAAUACGCACAUCCUCUUUUGAUAGAAGAAAGAGAACGAGGAGAAUGGUCGUUGCCUAUUGUAGUUCAUGCCCCCUUGCCUCCUCGGGCAAAAAAAGAUGCCCCUAUGUCCCCAGAGAGGAAAGUACUGCCAGGGAGAGAUGCAACCUCUUACACCUCUCCGACAACAAGGGAAGGCUCACCUGUAAGACUAAGAGACAGGGCUUCUUCCUCCAGCAGUUUCUAGGCUAAUGGCAAUCAGUCUUGUUUAUUUCACAUAUGAUUUUCUCAUCCUGCGUCUCCUUUCUUCUUUGAGAACCCUAGUCUGGUGUGUCUAUCAAGUUUUUACAGCAAUGCCUAAUUUCUGUGCUGUUUGAAGGGAGGGGGGACUUGGCUGAAUUCCCCGCGGUCACUAGUUUACAUUAAAUUACCAUUUGAUGCUACGUCCGUUACUUUUAGUUGGAAUAAACUUUAGCAGGACACGGCCAUUUUUGCUUCUCUUAGUGUGACUCCUCUUCUAGCACAGAUUGCGGUUGCAUGAGAUGACGAGCAUAUUGAGGAACAUUUUUAGACACCAUUCGGAUGGGGGCAGUGCAGAUUGGGGAGUCUUUCCUUUUCUUCAGUUAUCGCAGUCCUUGCUAAACUCAUUCUUGGUAAUCAAACCUGAGAGUGACGAUAGUCAAGACAGGUGAAAGGAACUUAAGUCUUUCUUUGUACUAUAGGCUAUGAGCAUUGUCCUCAUAUGAGUUCUUAAUUCAAAUUCAUGCUCACCGUGGAUCUCUUUUUUAAGGUGUUCCAUGAAUAUGAAUCUCCACCCCUUGCCGGUAUAUUUCUUGGAUAUUGUUAGACUGGCUCUUGUGUUGGGCCGCCAGGCUUCCAUGUCCUUGCCCAUGCCAAAGGUUGCGACUGGUGGCCACAAGAUGAGUUCUUCUGAAACGAGAAAAUCAGCGUCAGAUUUUAAGAAGCCGAGAUAGUUCACGCAGCACCUGCUGAUUACACUUUGAUCAAGAACUUAGCUUAAGGGCUUGCAUCUGAAACCGAAUGGCUUCUCACUGAGGACAGUAUGUAGUACACACCCUAUUGUUAGCUUGUCAUGAACAAAUUUACAGGUUGAACUUUCCUCUCCAUCAUUUUUCACUUUUUCCUGUCACUGAAGCGAGGUUUUGUGGAAGUUCGGGCUGUCGUUUCACGGGUAUACGUCUGUUGAGUUGGCUAUCAGAUUUGUUGUCUCUCACUGUCUACUUCUCACCAUCUCUUGGGCUUGUAAUCAUCUCCAUAAACAACCAAAUUACGUUUGCGUAAGUAAGCGC